Messenger RNA from Iphiclides podalirius (scarce swallowtail), 435 nucleotides. NCBI's taxonomy places the organism in Eukaryota, Metazoa, Arthropoda, Insecta, Lepidoptera, Papilionidae. The record is from the annotation of a GenBank genome assembly.
AUGUCUGAUUCUGAAGACGAAGCCACGAACGCUCGUACUUACCAGGAAAUAGCCAAUGAAAUUGAGCGUUAUAAGAGUAAUCCAGAAACAUCUGGUAUGUUUGUGUCUGGAUGGGACGAUGCUGACCAGGAUGUAGAUAUUGUUAAAAACCCGCAAGAAAACCCAAUUGAUCAUGUAUUAUGGGCAGCUGAAAAUGGUGAAUUAGAAAUUCUGCAAAGACUUUUGAAAGAUCAACCUGGACUUCCCGGUUACCAGGCUGAAGCGCAGCCCAACGCUGUGAAAACUGAAAACACAAAUGGGCUGCGGCUACUUGAUCAGCUCCGCGUGCGCAUCCUUGAAGAACAUAAAAGAGGCAAGCCCCAGCCCAUUCCAUAUUUGCAAUGUGGCGCACACACCUAUGGGCUGUACGAAUUUUCGACAGCUGAGCUCAUCGUC